UUAAAGAGAGUUAUGACUUUGACUUAUAACUAAACAUUUUAGCUAUCCUUACAUAAAAGAGCAUGCUCCAUAAAACCAAAACAUCUUUUAUUAUACUCAGCUUUAAUAUUAUUAGCUUUAAUUAUUAUUUGCUAUUAAUUUAAUUAGAACAAAGCGGUGUGUGAAAUGAAAGCCCAAAGCUCUUUAUGUAUAUCGACUUCAAUAUAGGUAACACAUUCUCAGCUUACCAAUUCAGUGUUCCCAAAAUGUUGGUUCUGGUUGGGUUGUUGGUCGGUGCUCUCGGCCUCGCGGUCUGGUGGGUCCAGCAGCAUUAUACGUACUGGAAGCGUCGGGGUAUUCCCCACGAUCCACCCAACUUUCCGUAUGGAAACACGGUGGAACUCCAGAGGACCAUGCAAAUGUCCCACAUUCUCAAGCGAACCUAUUUUAAAUACAAGAACCAAACCGCCGGCCCCUUCGUGGGGUUCUACGUUUUUGCCAAGAAAUUCAUCGUGAUAACCGACAUUGAUUUUGUAAAAACUGUGCUGAUAAAAGACUUUGAAAAGUUCCACGAUCGCGGAGUAUAUCACAACGAAAAGGACGAUCCACUGACCAGUAAUCUCACGGCUAUCGAGGGUGAAAAGUGGAAAAAUCUGCGCCAAAAGCUGACCCCAACCUUUACGUCUGGAAAAAUUAAGAACAUGUUCCCCACUGUCCUGAACGUGGGCGAGGAGUUGAUUCGGGUGAUUCAUGAGAAGAUCUCAUGCUCUCCGCGAACCUUAGAAGUCACCGAUCUCGUGGCCCGUUUCACAGCGGAUGUGAUUGGAAUCUGCGCCUUUGGCCUGGAGUGCAAUAGCUUACGGGAUCCCAAGGCGGAAUUCGUCAGAAUGGGAACUUCGGCGAUUACCGAACGACGUCAUGGCAGACUGGUGAACCUGCUCAUCUUCUGGGCGCCCAAGCUAUCCGCCAAGCUGGGAAUAAAGACCUUGCCCCCGGAGAUAGAGGAGUUUUACUUGAAUGUUGUCAGGGAGACCAUCGAUUAUAGGGUGAGGAACAAGAUAGCCCGGAACGACUUCAUGGAUAUGCUGAUCGAUAUAAAGCUAAAAUACGAUAAUGGCGAUAGGCAAAAUGGCCUCACCUUCAAUGAGGUCGCUGCACAGGCCUUCAUAUUCUUCCUGACUGGCUUUGAAACGAGCUCCACCACCAUCGGGUUUGCCCUAUAUGAGCUGGCCUGCAAUCAGGGUGUUCAGGAUAAACUACGAACCGAAGUCGAUAGAGUCCUCAAGAAAUAUAAGGGUAAAUUGGACUAUGACAGCAUGCGGGAGAUGCCCUAUCUGGAAAAGGUCAUCGAUGAAACCCUAAGAAAACAUCCUGUGGUGGGCCACCUGGUCCGAACAGCGACUAAGGACUAUGUGCACACCAAUCCACAGUACUUCAUUGAGGCGGGCACUGGAGUUCUGGUGCCGACUCUGGCCAUCCACCACGAUCCAGAGUUCUAUCCGGAACCGGAAAGGUUCAUACCGGAACGCUUUGAUGAGGAGCAGAUGCAACAACGUCCCCAAUGCACUUUCCUGCCCUUUGGGGAUGGUCCUCGGAGUUGCAUAGGUGUCCGCUUUGGACGCAUGCAGGUCGUUAUUGGAAUGGCCCUGCUCAUUCACAACUUUAAGUUCGAGUUGCAUCCCACUAAGACGACGGUUCCGAUCACGUACAGUAUCAAAAGUUUUUUGCUGAGCUCCGAAGGUGGAAUUAACCUUAAUGUCAGCAAGAUUGGAAAGCACUGAAAUUCGUUCCUCAAGGGUUUUGGUUAAUUACAUAGGCACCGAAAUAAUAUAUUGAUUU
Molecule: messenger RNA, 1818 nt
Organism: Drosophila biarmipes
Lineage: Eukaryota; Metazoa; Arthropoda; Insecta; Diptera; Drosophilidae
Product: probable cytochrome P450 6a19
Exons: 2
Coding region: 186-1760 (524 amino acids)
Molecular function (GO): monooxygenase activity; heme binding; iron ion binding
Source: RefSeq, a predicted model, not a curated record